AUGUUAUUGACAAUAUUGCUACAUUUGCUUCUAUUGAGUCGAGGGAGCAGUUUUCGUGAUUCCGACGGGAAUCAAAACGCAAUACCUUCUACUAUGAUAUCUUCCUACAGCAAUGCAACAGAUGCCGAUUGGUACCGAAAUGAAAUGACUACUAAAGUGGUGCCUCUCUACAAUGCUGCCUAUAGAAUACUUCACGACGACAUCAUACAACGUAUUCUGCGUUUUGAUGAAAGUUUAACUGAAUCAAAGAAUAUUGAUACGUCGACAAUCAACCUUAGUCAAGAGUAUACUCCCGUCAUUGUAGGUGGUAAUGAUUCGAAAUUAGACGAGAUUGCUUCGAUUACUGAAGAAGACUCAUCCAUAAUCGAAGCACAAGAUAAUACAACGGAUCAAGAAGAAAAAAAUGUACGAAAAAGAAGUAUAAUCGAGGAGACAACAUAUGCAGCAUUAUCAAGUGAAGAUAACGACAGUGAUCAUAUGAGCAGUAAAAGUGUGUCCAAUAUGGAGAUUAAUGUACGCUUAGCUGACGAGGCAGAACUUGAUUCGUAUGAAUUAACAACGAUGAGCGAUGAUAUUAUUACCAAUGAGAUAACUAAAGAUAUUCCAGUUACAAAGGCAGUAGACACUACUCAGUCAUCUGUUAUAUCAAUUGAUCAAGCUAACGAUGAACAGAAUCGAUUAAAAGUACUCGCAAAUGAUAUAGGGAUCGCUGCUAAUAGUGUGUACAAACAUUUAGAGAACGCUUCAUUGGAAUGUGAACAUUUACGCAACAAUUUGAAUAUAAGAAUAAUGGAGGUAACAGAAAAUGUUUCGCAACACGAGAGUGAGCUUGAAAAAUUACAACUCACCAUCGAGAGUCUUGCAGCUAGCAUACAUAUCGCAGAACAAGAAGUCACAUUUGCUCAGCAACUCGUACGUGAACAAGAAGUGGCUGUUCAGAAUGCUCAACAUCAACAUGACGCAGCUUGGGACAGGGUUAGAAAAGCACGUUUAUGCCGGAGUGGACGUCGAAAGAAGCGUUUUAUAGGAGGCUGGUGGUAUAGAAAUAUUGAGCGGCCUAUCAGUCAAGCUGUAGAGUUUGCAAUAAUUAAACCGGUAUGUAGUGUUGCCAACAUGGGUGGUAUUGAAAGAGCCAAAGAUGCAAGAGAUUUAACAGAAAAUGCACUAAAUAAUGCACAACGACAGCUAACAAAUAAACAACAAGAGCUAGUCAACAAACGUGCACAACAUUCUAAUUUAGAAAUCCGUCGAAAUCAUGCGAAUGCAGAAAAACAACAACUUCAGACACAACUUGCCGAGAUGCAAACAAAUUAUGCAGCUAUCUCAUCUGUAUUGAAACAGUUUCAACUUGUUAAAGUACAUUUGUCCUCGAUACUCAUCUCUUCUAAAUCGCUUAGGACUGAAAUCAAACAACUCCUCGAUUUUGAACUUGUCAUCGAACCACUUAAAGCUCUCGCUGAACAAAUGAUCAAAGAUCGAUUAAUGUCAUCUUUUAAUUUUCAAAUUUCAUCAAGUAUCAUUAACCAAGUUGAUCAAAUUCUAGAUCGCUUAAGUGAUAAAUUAGAGCUUCUACCUCUUUUAAACAUCAAUGCUUCAUUCUCCGAAGAGGAUAUCACUCUCUCUACUGUUGGAACUGAUGCAGAUUACAAUACCGAAGAUUAA
Messenger RNA from Adineta ricciae, 1662 nucleotides. Lineage: Eukaryota; Metazoa; Rotifera; Eurotatoria; Adinetida; Adinetidae. The record is from the annotation of a GenBank genome assembly.